AUGGCUCUCGGGCACUUCACGUUCCUUAGCGCUUUUCUAGCUUUGUCCACCGCCUGCGUUCGCGCGAAUUUGGUUUCCGACUUGCUUUGGGGUCUCAAUGUUACGGUUGGGGGCCGGCUGAGCGAAGCCAAACCUGUCGCUCUGCCGUGCUUCCACUAUUACGAGGGACAAGCGGUCCAGAGAAACGAUGGUGAAUGUGCGCAGGUGGAAGCCGGUUAUACGUCCCCCACCUACCGCGUUUCUAGAUUUAACGACUACAUGAUGUCGCACUGGGAAACUUGCCAAAGCACAUCUGAGCAAUGUGUCCUGGACUCCAGCAAUCCUUCCAACCCCCAAGCGUGGCAAGAAUUCAAUUGUUCGCAAGGGAGCAUUGCCCCGCACUACAUCGACGUCCGGUACCCUACCGAUGUCCUAGCUGCCUAUACGUUCUCCGCGGCAACCGGAACCCCACUGGUUAUCAAGAAUACUGGACACGACUACAAGGGCCGCUCGAGUCAGAAAGGCGCUCUCGCAUUAUGGACUCAUAAUCUCCAAAGCAUCUCGUGGUCGAAGACGUUCGUGCCGCAGGGUUGCCCCAAAUCCAAGCAGUACGCCGCUAUGACAACCGGCGCGGGCGUGGGAUGGCAAACUGCGUAUGAGUAUGCUGAUGCCAACAACUUCACUGUAAUCGGGGGCUACCAUCAAACUGUCGGAGUUAGCGGUGGAUGGGUCAUGGGCGGCGGUCAUUCAAUCUUAACACCGGUCUACGGAUUGGGAGUUGAUCGAGUGGUUCAGUUCAAGAUCGUUACGCCCGACGGUAUCUACCGCACCGCCAACGAGUGCCAGAACACAGAUUUGUUCUGGGCAUUGCGAGGUGGUGGAGGUGGUACCUUCGGUGUCGUGAUGGAGACAACGUCCAUUGUCGAACCCCAUCCCCUAUUCUCUAGUGCUUCCAUGAAAUUCACCGCUACCGCGAACAACACUCAAGGUUGGUUGAGUAUCGUUGUGAACAGUACCUAUAAGUGGGGCACGGAGGGCUGGGGUGGACAUAUUGGACCCUCGAACCUGAUCAACGUGACUCCCCUUCUUACUCUUGACGAAGCGAAGGACUCGUUAAAGGAGGCUUCCGACUAUGUUACGUCUCAGGGAGGGACGGUCGUUAUUGAGACCUUGCCUUCGUGGUGGGCGUUCUUCUCCAAAUAUGUCAUCUCUGCCCAGAGUGCUGUCGGCCAAGACUAUUUGCUCGGGAGUCGCCUGAUGCCCUCUGCGCUCUUUCAGAGCGACGACGGGAAGCAGAAAAUACUAGACGCCCUCGUCGACAUGCUUCCGGUCGCGAACCCGUACAUUGUUGUAGGCACACCCUUUUUGUACAAUGAGACUGCCGGCGCGACCAGCGUAAACCCUGUCUGGUACGACUCCCUGUGGCAUUUAUCCUUCCAUACCGCCUUCGAGUUUGACAGUACCCUUGAAGAGAAGAAGGCGGCCUAUCAGGCGGGCAACGACAUUGUCAAGACCUUCCGUGCCAUCGCCCCCGAUUCCGGCGCCUACAUGAAUGAGGGUCUUGUCUAUGAACCCGACUACCAGCAAUCCUACUGGGGUUCCAACUACGAUCGGCUGCUCUCCAUCAAGAAGAAAUACGAUCCUUUCGGAAUCCUUGAUUGCUGGCAAUGUGGUAAGUGUAUCGUAACAUACGCCGAGGCUUGA
Molecule: messenger RNA, 1683 nt
Organism: Gloeophyllum trabeum ATCC 11539
Lineage: Eukaryota; Fungi; Basidiomycota; Agaricomycetes; Gloeophyllales; Gloeophyllaceae
Product: FAD-binding domain-containing protein
Exons: 14
Coding region: 1-1683 (560 amino acids)
Molecular function (GO): oxidoreductase activity; FAD binding
Source: RefSeq, a predicted model, not a curated record